Messenger RNA from Magnolia sinica, 2813 nucleotides. RefSeq lists its product as uncharacterized. NCBI's taxonomy places the organism in Eukaryota, Viridiplantae, Streptophyta, Magnoliopsida, Magnoliales, Magnoliaceae. The record is from RefSeq and is a predicted model, not a curated record. Gene Ontology annotation, molecular function: protein binding. The transcript is spliced from 10 exons. Bases 14 to 2584 code for a protein of 856 amino acids.
ACCACAAGGAAACAUGGCAUCGCAGGGUGGUGCACCACACACUCAAAUCCAACCCUCGUCACAAGGAUACAUGGGAUCCCAAGGUGAUGGAGCAGACAUCAAAAUCGAAUUUCAAUUCCAACCCACAUCACAAGGAAGCAUGGGAUCCCAAGUCGAUGCAGCAGAAAUCCACAUCGAAAGGGCCGUACCAAUGACAUCGGAGAAUCUGUUCGAGAAAGCUAUGAGAGGCGACUGGGAUUAUGUGGUGGAGGUGUUCGAGAAGAAACCGGAGAUGCAGAAUGCUUCUCUCACCCGAUCGAAUGACACAGCAUUGCAUAUUGCUGUCUCUGACAACAAAACUGAUGUUGUGGAGAAGCUCGUAGAGAUCGUGAAGAGAAAUCCUGAAACCAAGCUGGAGGAUAUGGUAGAUGGGCGGAAGGACACGCCACUCCACCUAGCGGCGGCCCAAGGGAACAUCAGGAUGUGCCGUUGCAUGGCGCAGAACAAUCUGAAUCUAAUCAAAGCGCGGAACAAGGACGGAGAGACACCACUAUUCUUGGCCGUUCUCCAUGGCAAGGCCAGUGCCUUCCUAUAUCUACAUGGAAUUGGCCAAUUGGAGCCCAGUGACAUCAUCCAUUGUAAAAGAAACGAUGGUGACACCAUUCUUCAUGUGGCCAUCGUUGGAGGAUACUAUGAUUUGGCAUAUAAAAUAAUUCAGAUGUUCCCACUCCUCGUUGACUAUUAUAAUGCUAAAGGGAAUUCAUGUCUCCAUCUUCUAGCUAAGCAUCCUUCAUCCUUUAGAAGUGGUUGCAACUUGGGACCAAUAGAACAACUCAUUUAUUACUGUAUGAUUGAUCCACUGAAUUUCGAGGUCAAGACGUCCAAGGAUCUAAAUUUCAAAAGUCCUAUUGUACCAGAGAAUUAUAAAACUUGCAUUGACUUCCUGAAGCUAUUGGAAAAUACAAUCAGGAUCAUUGUUGCAAACUUAAUGCCAUGGAGUACUCGCAAGAAAGUGACGGAAGAAAACGGGCCUGAUGCUACUCGUAGAUGUGCAGGUGGGAGCCGUGCGUGGUGCAUAAGGAAACUCAAAAUAAUAGAUAAAGAAAUAUCAGAUGGUAAAGGAGAAGGAACGCAAAUGGAGAGGAAUGGCCACAUAAAGGGGAAACUUCCAUUUCCCAUUAAUUAUAUCACGUUUCUCAAAUUCUUAGAGCUUGUUUUGGAAUUGUUGCUAGUCAUUUUCGGAUUAGGGUUCUUAAAAGUACAUAAAAUCAGAGACAAGAAACGAAAACAUGAAUGGGCAUAUAAACUCAUGGAGGAACUUGUGCGAAAAACUUCUCAUACGGACUACAAUAAUACAGGGGGAAAGCCCGACUCUCAUAACCAAUCAACAAUUAAGAGGAUUGUAUCAACCGAAACAGAAGAGCCAAACACUUCUCCUGAAGAAAGCAAACAAAUUAAUUUGCCAAACAACAAUAUGAAAGAAAAUGGUAACCCGCCUAUAGAAGAGUUGGUGAAGAAAAUUCUUAACAUUGCUUCAACAGAGAAAAACUCUGCGCCAGUGGAAGUGUCCAAAGAUGGUCAAAAAAAUGCUGUGUUUGUGAAAAUAGGGAUUACGGAGCCAAAUGAAUACAAGCUUAUAAUGGUCAUGGAUAAAGAGAAUAAACAAGAAGAAGGUAAACAGGAGACUCCAAUCUUAGUCGCUGCAAGAAUGGGGGUGAAGGAGAUGGUGCAAACUAUUCUGAAACAUAUUCCUGUGGCCAUUGAAGACGUUAAUCGAGAUGGCAAGAAUGUUGUCCUACUGGCUGUGGAGAAUAGGCAACCGCAUGUGUACAAGUUCUUACUAGAUAAGUACUCUUACAAGGAGAGGGUGUUUCAUAAACUGGACAAUGAUGGUAACAGUGCCCUACACCUUGCGGCAACAUGUGGGCAAAAUCGGCCAUGGCGUAUCCAUGGUGCAGCACUACAAUUGCAAUGGGAGAUCAAGUGGUACAAGUUUGUCAAAGGAUCAAUGAUUCGCCAUUUCUUCACGCACUACAACGAAAAGGGACACACGCCAAAGGAAGUCUUCACAAAGACGCACGCAGAAUUGGUAAAUGAAGGCAGCGCAUGGCUUACUAUUACAUCUCAGCAUUGCUCUGUCGUUGCCGCACUCAUUGCCACAGUGGCUUUUGCGACGGCCGCCACUGUGCCUGGUGGUGUGAUGGAAAACAAAGGUGUACCAGUGUUUGAAGGGCAGCUGGCAUUCGAUAUCUUUGCCAUCGCUUCUUUGGUUGCGCUGUGCUUCUCCGUCACCUCCCUGACCCUCUUCUUGACCAUCCUCACCUCCCGAUACCAAGAGGCAGAUUUCGGUAAUAGCUUACCAUGGAGAUUGAUUAUUGGCCUUACCUCUCUCUUCUUCUCAAUUGCUUCCAUGUUGAUAGCCUUCUGCGCUGGCCAUUUCUUUGUGCUCAAGGAGCAGCUGAAGUUCGCAGCCAUUCCAGUGUACGUGGCUACAUGCAUUCCGAUUUCAAUAUUUGCUAUUGCACAAUUUCCGCUCUAUCUCGAUCUUUUAAAGUCUACCUUCACGCCGAUACCGCAACGCACAUAUGAGAUAACUUCUCUCUGAUCUCUCUCUCUCUCUCUCUCUCUCUCUCUCUCUCUCUCUCUCUCUCUCUCUCUCUCUCUCUCUCAUGAUCUUUUCCUUAUCUUUGGCUUUGAAGGAUAGACUCCUGUUCUACUACAUACUACUUUGAUUGGUUGUGUUAUAUGUAAUGAAACAUAACCUUUGGUUUUGUAAUUUAUAAACCAGUGAUGCAUGGUUUUCGAUUUGAUAUAACAUAUAUGCUUCUACCUAA